AAGUUAACAUUCUUGCGUUUACACUAGAGCAAGAAGAAGAGUCGGAGUAACGCGGAGUGUGAAACGCGUUUAAAGGUGUUAAAACAACAAAUAAAUUGUUAAAAAAUUAUUCUGUGCGCUGUUUUCCAGUGCCACUUACGCAAUGCACUAAAAUGUAAUGGUGAAACGUGUUAGUUCUAGCUUAAAAUGUAGUUUUAAAAUUUAUCUUAUUAGCGUGUUGGUAAAGAUGAAAAACAUAGGACGUGAAAGCAGGCAGCAAACGUUAAAACAACGCCGCGUUUUGAAACAAGAAAACCUGCAAGCCAAAUUACUGUGUGUGCAUUUAAAAUUAAAAUAAAAGGAGAAAAAAAAAAAAAAAAAACCAGAUCAUAAGCAAGUGAAUGCAAAACAAAAUUCAAGUAUCAAGUAAAGCAAAGGCGACACAUUAAAACAAAAUCAGAGCUUGCCAUUUAAAUUAGUGUUGUGUACAAUGAAGUGAAACUAUAUAAUCAUUCACGCAAAUGGAACAUACAACGAAGGAUCGUUUAAUGAGUUAAAUUUAAAGCAGUUUCGUUGUGCUGGACAACAACAACAAUAAGAAGCAAAAUAAUAAUAAUAAUAAAACAACGACACACACCCGAAACCAAGAACAACGAGUGCUAAAAUAGAACUUGCAAAGCUACAGUUAACAGGAGGCGCACCAAAACGGAAGCGUCGACUUGGUAGAAGUAGAGGCAAAAGAAAGAGAGACAAUACACGCACCGUUAUGUUUGUAAUGGCUAACAAUGUAAUGUGGCACAGUGUUGGAAAUCGUUUAUGCAAUUUGAAUGCGCGCCACCCACAAUUAGCAACCGCAAGCAGCGGUCAGGCAAACACCGCCGAACAGAGCAUUUCUGGUUAUGCAUUAGGCCCCCAUAGGUUUGGGGGCACCAUCACCAAUAGAAGCAGCAGCAACUGCAGCAGCAGCAGCAGCAAUAGGAACUGCAGUGCAACGCGACUAAAGUCACAAAAUACAAAAAUAUUAAAGCAACAGCAGCAGCAACAUCAUCGGCGGCCGCAGCGGGAAAAGCUUCUAGUGAAUAAGAUGUCUAGUGAGGCAGUGUUGUGAAAUGCCAAAAGUUAAUACACAGCGGAAACAGCAGCAGCAAAAAGAAGAGCAACAAAAACUUAGCACCAGUUAAAAGCAGCCUCCCCCGCCCCAUCUAACUUAGGUUUAAACCACUUCUAUAAAUAUAGAAACAAAAAAGAGAUAAUAUAUAUAAAAAAAAGAAUAUUAUUUUGUGAGCAAUUGAACUUUGUAAAAAUGCCCAUGUCCACGCAUGAUACGGUCUUCGUGGAGCCUGUCGUCGGCAGCAGCAGUAGCAGCGGCAACAAUAGCAGCAGCAGUACAAGCAAUAGCAGCGCCAGCACACGAAUCGGGAUCAGUGGGCCACAGCAGCAGCAUCCACCACACAUUGUGAUUGAUGGCAGCAGCUUGUCGACGCAGGCACAGCUGAAGCGGAUUAUGCAGCGGCGCAUGUCCAUUCAGGCGCAGCCCGCCCAGAAGUACGCGGUGCGUACGACAACAGCGCAACAGCAACAGCAGCAACAUUUGCCCCAGCAACAGCAGCAGCAACAUGAAUUGCUCAAUCCGCAGAUCUACAAAAUUGUCACGACCGAUGGCAGCACCAGCAACGUCAUCAUCGACACCUCCGCUGCAACACCGCCGCAUAACUCGAAGCUGUUGCUCAGUAAUCUCACGGUGCUGUCCAAACAGGCGCCCGCCCUGUCCUCCCAGUCACAACACCAACAGCAGCAGCAGCAGCUCAGCUAUGUGAAUGCUAAGAAUCUGCCGUAUGUGACGGCAACGCCCGCGCUCAAGCAGCAGCAGCAGCAAAAGUUUGGCACAAUUGGCGCCUACAAAGCUGUGAAUGCCAGCGCCAAUGCCAAGCAGCUGCAGGGGUACGCGCAGGCGACGCAGCAGGGUAGCGGCACACCGGUCAUGCAGAAGGUAACGCUGGGCUCGCGGGUGGUGACGCGACUCCAGUCGUAUGUGCCGCCCCAGCAGCAACAGCAACAGCAGCAGCAGCAGCCGCCGCAGAUCAUUGUGCAGUCAGCGACAGCGGGGCAGCAGAAAUACGUUAGCCGGCCGGCGAUAACGACAACGGCGGCGGCUCUGCUCAAGAAGGCCAAUCAGAAAAUAACAGUCAAGAGUGUUGGCAACAUGUUGCACCAGCAGCAGCAGCAACAUCAGCAGCAACAACAACAGCACCAACAGCAGCAGCAGCAACAGUUGAAGGCAUUCAUCUCCUCACAGCAGGCAACACACAAGACAGCCGUCAAACCCAAAUUCGUCAAGCAGUACAGCAGCGCGUCCGGCGGCCUAUCCAUUGCUGCGGUGCCACAGCAGCAGCAACAGCAGCAGCAGAAUGCCUAUGGCAAGCAGCACCAACAGUUGACGCCCAAUAAGCUGAACAAACUGACUGCUAGCAGCAACACGAAAUAUGUAUUGCAACAGCAACCGCUGCAACAGUUAGCCGCCAACUUGCCGCAAGGCACGCAGCUGCAGCAGAAGACCACAACGACGGCUGGGGGCGGCAGCGGCGGUUACAUGUUGCAGCAGUCGACGGCGGGAGCCAUCAAGUUUGUCAACUCACACGGCACCGUCAUCCAGCAGCAUCCGCCCCAGGGCCAGGUCAAGCGCAUUCACUACAACAGCAGCAGCAGCGACAGCAGCACCGACCACCACCAGCAGCAGCAGCAGCAGCAACAUCAUCAAUCCUCCCUGAUCACAGACGAUGUGAUGAUUGUGAAUGGCACGCAGAUGACAGAUGAGCUCUCGGCGCGCAUUCUGCAGAGCAUGGCACAAAAGUCCUUUAGCCAGCAGCAGCAGCGCUUUCAGCAGCAGACAACGCCAACAUCAACACCAACAACAGCAGCGGCAGCAGCAGCAGCAGCAGCAAAUGCAAGCAUGCCACCGCCACAGCCAACGUCGACACCCACGCAAAUUAUAUACGGAGGAAAUAGCAGCGGCAACAGCAACAGCAACAACAACAGCAGCAGCAGUAGCAAUAGCAACAACAACAACAGCAACAACACUGUAGCAGCAACGUCAAACAAUCUGCUGUUGACCCACUAUCAAGCUGCAGCAGCAGCAGCAGCAGCCGGCAUGUCGCCCAGCUCGUCGUCAACAGCAACAUUGACGCCAGCCUCAUCGCCAUCACCCUCGCCAGCCACGUCAUCGCCAGCGUCUGGCUCGUAUCUGACGGUGACUUCCUCCAGCGCGCCCUCGGUGAGCAUCUCUUCGCAUGGCUUUGCCAGCGGCAGUGCCGCAAUGUCCUCCUACAUGUCGGCGACGGCGGCGCGCCGUCAGUCGGUCAGUGCGCCCACCAGCCGAGCAACGUCGCUCGAGCGCAAACAAAUCCAGCAGCAGCAACAGCACCUGCUCCACGAGGCUGUCACAGCAGCAGCAGCAAACAUGCGCAAACCGCCGCCCACUGUGGUCGAGUAUUACAAGCACAGCAGCAACAGCUUAAAUAAUUUAAACAGUGGACUGCGCAGUAGCAACUCCAGCACGAGCUUAAAUACAGCGGCGACAGCGUUGAGCUCAGCAGCGAGUCCACACUUGACGCCUGUGCACGUGGAGACAGCGACGCUUUUGAUGAAACCUCAGCAGCAGCAGCAGCAGCAGCAACAACAACAACAACAACAACAACAGCAGCAGCAGCAGCAGCCACAACAACUGAACGCAAACGAGGAGGAGCUGUACAUAGAGGAAGUGCGUCCAGUGCCUGUGCACACUCAAGACCUGCGUUUGCAGCAAUUGCACGCCAUAAUGCAGGAUCACACGUACGCCUCUCAGCAGCAGCAGCAACAACAACAACAGCAGCAGCAGCAACAACAACAGCAGCAGCAGCAGCAGCAGUCGGCGACCGGUGGAGCCACAGCCGCACAGCAAAUGCAGCAGCAGCCACAGCAGUGGUCCCUUGGCGGCAUUGGUGUCACUGUCAGCGGCCCCGCAACGACUCCGGGGGGCUUCAACAGUUUCUAUGGACAACAGAUGGGCCGCCAUGUGCCGCAUGAUGAUGACGCCCAGUCGGCUAUAAGCGGGAGCUCACGUCUGGCCAGCGCCGAUAUUGAUCCAGGCGAGGAGACGGAAACAGCGCCCGAGGCAGAAGCUGAGGAUGAUUCGGUUACCCGCUGCAUCUGUGAGCUAACCCAUGACGAUGGUUACAUGAUCUGCUGCGACAAGUGCUCCGCCUGGCAGCACGUGGACUGCAUGGGCAUCGAUCGCCUCAACAUACCCGAGGAGUAUCAGUGCGAGCUGUGCCAGCCGCGACCCGUGGACAAGGCCAGGGCACGUGCGCUGCAGCGCCAAAAGCGUCGAGAGCAUAUGCUGCUCGUGGCUACACAAGCGGCAAGUGGUGCGCCGCCUGCAACGGGAACUGCGGCAGCCGCUGUUGGCGCUUCAGCAGCAGCAUCAGCAGCCAAUUCAAUGGGCGGAGCAGCGACAGCGGCAGGCUCACUGCUUUACAACAGCCAAGAGCUGCCGCAGCAGCAGCAGCAACAACAACAACAGCAGCAUCAGCAGCAGCAACAACAACGGCUCGGAGCCGGCCCGAAUGGUGGCUUCGGCCCAGCUGCUGGUGGCAUAACCAAGAAAUCAAAGAAAACCAAAGAUGGCGCAGCCGGCACGCUGAAGAAGAGCAAGAAGAGCGGCGACAAGCUGAAUGCCAGUGGUGGGUCAACCGGCGGCACAGGAAGCUCCAAGUCGACAAAGAAGAGCAGCAAGCGCAAGAGCAAAUCCGGCGGCGAUGGCGUCGGUGGUAGCAGUCCCGCCUUGACUGCCGCCGAGAAGCAUGCUGCCAACUUGCGUCAGUGGAUUGAGCACUAUGAGUACGCCGUAACGAAUCAUUAUUCGCCCGAGUUGCGUGCCCGUCUGCAUGCCAUACAGAAGCAGCCCAGCCUGCUGCAAAGCAUACAGAAUACGGAGAAUAAGGCGCUGCGUCUGAUUGCUGGCGGCUGUGCCUCGGAGCUGGACAAGCGCGCCCAGCUAAUACCGUAUGCGGGCGCCAAGGUGUUGAUCAGCAGCGUGGAUCUGGCGCCGCAUGCGCCCAUCCAUGAGCUGCGCGGCAAGUACAUGCUGACCACGCAGUUUCGCACGCAGAAUCCCACCGUGAACAUGAAUACGCCGCCGCCGAGCAACUAUCUGAACAGCUUCAAGGUGCACAAGACGCCCGGACAGUUUGUGUUCUUCUAUCAGCUGCCCGGCGUGGAGGCGCCCAUGCAAACGCAUCAACAGCAGGCGAACCACCAGCCGCCGCCACCGUUGCCCGCCUACCUCAAGGGACCCGAGGUGUGCGUCGAUACGCGAACCUAUGGCAACGACGCCCGCUUCGUGCGUCGCUCGUGCCGGCCCAACGCCGAGCUGCAGCACUACUUCGAGAAGGGCACACUGCAUCUGUAUAUUGUGGCGCUGACGCACAUUCGAGCCCAGACGGAGAUCACGGUGCGGCACGAGCCGCACGACCUGGCAGCUGUGGAGCAGAAGAAGUCCCACUCGGCGGUCAUACAGCCGACGAGCACACGGUGCGCCUGUGAUCUGGGCAGUGAUUGCCUGUUCGCCCUGCCCCUGGCUGUGCAACAGCAGCUGCAGGCGCCGCCCGCUCAGCCGCGCAGCAGUCAUCGCAACAAGGCCGCCGCUGCAGCCGCGGCAGCAGCAACGGCUGCCAACAGCGCCGCAGCAAUACAGCUGACCAUGGGCAUGGGCAGCACAGUGGCAGCGGCAGCAGCAGCAGCAGCGGCAACUGCACGCAAUCGCUCCACCUCCUCCAGUGGCGAGAGCAGCAGCCACAUGGGCCUCAACAGUCCGCAGCUGAGCCAGUUGAAUUUGGGCUUUAAGCCCAGUCCGGCUGUCACGAUGAGCACGAUGGGCAACGGCGUGACAGCGGUGGCAACUGCUGCUGCAAUGCUCUGUAACAGCAACAGCAACAGCGGCAACAGCAACAACUCGUGCUCCGUUUCCAUGUCCAGUGUGCUGCACGACUCGGGCAUUUGUACAUCGUCGUCAUCGCCAUCGGUGUCCAUUCCAUCGCCUACGCCCACGCAAUUGCAGUCGCCCACGUUGCAGCAGCAGCAGCAACCGGCGCAGCAGCAGACAUCGCUGCUGCAGCGCAGUCCAACACAGCAGCAACAGCAAAUACUCGCUGCAUUGCCGACACCUAUGUUACUGUCGCCACAGCUGUUGCAGAAGCCGACACAGCAGCAGCAACCAUCGCUGUUGCAAAACCAGCAGCAGCAGCAGCAGCAACAGCAGCAACAGGAGCCGCUGGCGGUAAUUGCAGCUGCAGCAGCGGCACAGCGACCGAUGGCUACUUUCUAUUUGCAGCCACAGUCUCCGCACCAGCCACAGUCACAACAGCAACAGCAACAGCAAAUCAAUGUGCAGCGACAACAACAAGAACAGCAGCAGCAGCAACAACAACAGCAGCAGCAGCAGCAGCAGCAAUACGCACAGCAGCAGCAGCAGCAGCAGCAACAGCAACAGCUGGCUGAUGAGGCACGCAUGGCGGUUAGCGCAUUACAAACUUUACAUGCCACGCCCACAGCGCACAUGGCGACGCCCAUAAAAAUUACAACAACACAGCCGCUUAAGCAACAGCAGUCGCAGCAGCAGCAGCAGCAACAACAACAUCAACAACUACAGCAGUUCCAAUUGCAACAGUCACAGCAACAACAGCAACAGCAACAGCCAUCACCCCAGCAGCAAGCACAGAUUUAUCAGGCAUCAGUGUCGCCCACCAAAACGCCUUCAAAAGCGAACUCACAGCUCAACAACAACUGCAGCAACAGCAACAAUAAUAAUAACAACAAUAACAACAACAAUAGCAUCAAUUUAACUCCAACAACACGCAAAACGCCUGCUAAAGCAGCAGCAGCAGCAGCAACAGCAACAACAAUUAAUAGCCCCGCCGUACGAGAGGCCAAGGUGGAGGAAUCGUCAACAGCUGCCAGCACGCCGGCAACAUCAACGCCCGCUGCCAAGAAGGACAAGCCAAAGUCUCGUGAGGAACGCAAAUUGGAAGCCAUUCUGCGUGCCAUCGACAAAAUGGAGAAGCAGGAGGCGCGCGGCAAGAAGGCCAGCGGCGGUGCAGCGGCGGGCGCAGAGAGUCGCCAAGUGGGUGGCAAGCAGCGCAUGAGCAAUUCGCCAGCAUCGCCGCGCAAACGCAAUGCCAGCAGCAAUUCCAUGAGUGAGUCGGCCGACGGCAGCUCUCUGAACUUGGGCACGCCCACUAGCACCAACAACAACAACAACAACAACAAUAAUAGCAGCAAAGGUGGCGCAGCAAGGCGCAACAAAAAGAAGCGCAAAGUGAGUCGCAGCUACAACAACCACAACAACAACAGCAAGCGCAGAAAGAGUCUAAGUGAAUCGGAUGCUGAAUCGCAUACCGAAUCGGAGCUGGCUUCACCGGCGCUACAGAAUCAAAAUCUGAAUCUGAAUCAGCAUCAGAAUAUAAUGCAGCACAACAACAACAACAGCGUGCAACAGCAGCAGCAGCAGCAACAACAAUCUACAGAUCAGGCUGCGGGCUUGCUGCUGGCAUUGGCGCACAACAACUGCGAGCCCUUCAAGCCGCCAGCAGCAACGUCUGCGGUCAGCAGCGCCUGUUUGCUAAUUGAGGCAGCAAUGGGUCCGCUAGAGCAGCAGCCAGAGCAGCAGCAAUCGUUGCAAUCGCCAUCCGUUGGGGAGUUCAAGUAUCCGCCCAGUGGCGCCAAGACAAAGAAGUCGCUCAUGUCCAGCUGGUUUCAGUCGGAGCAAUGCGAGCAACAAUCUGGACUGGACAGUCUAGUCCAAGCAGCCAUGAGCGAAAUAAAUGGCUCCAGGGAGCAGCUGCAACAGCAACAGCAGCAGCAGCAGCAACAGCAACAGAUGCAGCAAAUUCCCGCACAGCAACCGCAGCAACUGCAAAUCGAUGCUCCAGCGUUGCUCAAAGUGGAGCAGUUCAUACAUCAAGUGGAGGCCACUGAGCGCUCACAGAUGCCUUCCGUGCAGAACAAUUCGUCGGUGAAGAAGCGUUGGCUGCGCCAGGCCAUUAGCGAAGAGACAACCGAUGAGAAUCAGCCCCAGGCUCCGGUGACGCCCACGCCCAGCAUAUCGCCGCUGCAGCACCAGCAACAACAGCAGCAGCAGACGCCGCCUUUGCUCUCGAACGGCUUCAGCACGCCGUUGAAGAAGCGUCGUCUGGUGGUCGUCAGCAAUGGUGGGUUGGAGGCGACGGCAGUUGAGGAGCCGCACAUCGACGUCAUUGGCAGCGCCGGCGAGGAGGAGCACAAAGUGGAGCAGUUGGAGCAGGCACAGACGGAAGUGUUGAAAGUCGAGACGCAUCAGCACUUCGAACAGGAUGAUGAUGUGGACAUCUUGCGGUCGCCCAGUCCCGGUGCACAGCAAAUCGUUGCCGAGGAUAAUCUGGUCAAGAUUGAGCCGGAGGACACAAGUGCCGCAGCGGAGGAUGUCAAGAUUGAUGUGGAGCGUGAGGAGAGUCAAGCGUGUGACAAGUUUGAAGAGUUGAUCAAUGUUAAGCGCGAGAAGGAGGAACAGCAGCAACAGCAACAGCAACAGCAGCAGCAGCAGCAAGAGCAACAACAAGCCAUCGCCAAGGUGGAGCCUUUGCCAGAAGAGAAGCAGCAGGUGACUAAAGUGGAGCCCAAGGCGGAAAUUAAGCCGGAGCCAACAGCUAAAGUGGAGACACUGCCUGAGCCCAAGCCAGGUGAAUCGUUGCUGCGCACAGCAGCAAUGGCUGCAAUGCCAGCAACAGCAACAACAGCCAUUGCAACGGCGACUGUGGUUGAGGCCAAGGCGACUGCCAAACCGCGCGCUGCAGCUGUGAAGGAUGAGGAUGAACCGCUUAAAAAGAAGCCCAAGUUGGAAACAAACUCAACAGCAGCAACAACAACAGCAGUAGCAGCUACAGCUGCAACAACAGCAGCAACAACAGCAGCAACAACAGCAGCAACCACAACAGCUGCAACAGUUGCUGCGGUAGCAACGUCAACCCCAACGGCGACGACAACAACAACAGCAACGGCAAUUGCUACGCCUGCAGCCAGCAGCAAAAACCUAACCGAGCUGGACAUACAGGAGCGUCUCUUAUCCUUCCAUGCUGAGAACAUCUCCUAUUUGCAGUCGCGCAAUAAGAAGGCAACUAGCAGCUGCUCCGGCAAGAGCAACAACAACAACAAUAAUAUUGCAGCCGGCGUUGACUUGCCCACCAAAAAGUCCAGCAAGGUGAAGGAUGAGAAGCGUGAGCGCGACAAGCAGAUCAAGAAGUCGAAAAAGGACAAGAAAAAGUCAAAGGAGAAAGAUAAACUGAAGGCGGCAGCUAUCGCAGCAGCCUUGGCCGUUGCUGCGCCUGAGGCCAAAAAGAAGCAGCCCAAAGAGUCGAAGCAGCAAUUCCAGCUGCCAGCAGCUGUAGCAGCAACAACAUCCACACCUGCAACACUCACACCUGUCACAGCGGCAGCAAUAACAGCAACAACGAAUGGCAAGACCAAACACAACAGCAACGUGCUGGAGCAACAGCAGCAGCAAUCGGCACUGCGACGUCGCACCAUGUCAAUGUGUGUUACGGCAGGCACGCCUACAACGCCCACAGUGCCAACAACUCCAGUACUAGGAGCCACAAAGAAGCGUCAGACCAACUUUGAGCAGGAGCUGACGAAGCCCAACAGCCAAAUACUCAGCAGCAGUCUAUUGCUCAAUACCAGCAAAACCCCGCAGCAGCAUCAGCAAACGGCAGCAGCAACAGCAGCAGCGGCAAUUGUUGCGCCAACAACAGCACAGCAGCAGCAUCGCAAGGAGAACAAUCAUCAUCAUCAUCACCAUCAUCACCACCAUCAGCCGCAGCAGCAGCAGCAGCAACAGCAGCAGCAGGAGGCAACCGGUUCUAUGAGCUUGGCAGCGGCCAUCGCCAGCGGUAAAUUGACGCCGAUCAGUCGACGGCGCGAAUCUAUGUGCGGCAGCAGGCAGCAGGCGCUCAUUGCGGCCGCUAUGAAAAAGGAUAAGAAGGAAAAGAAGAAGAGCAAGAAGAAGGAUCGUGAGAAGAAGCAAAAGGAGAAGGAGAAAGGCAAGCAAAAGGAGAAAGACAAGGACAAGGACAAGGAGACGACAAAGGCUAAGGCCAAUAGUCAACAGAAGCAACAGCAGACGACUGCAACAGCUGCAAAUGCAAUGGCCAACAAGACAGCAUUAGCUAAGCCGGCCUUAACAAAGCCAGUUACAGCCACGCCCACGCCCCCUGUUCAUUCAGCGCCCAUAUCAGCUGCUCCGAUACCUGUGCUAAUCACGCAACCAACAUUGUCAACGCCACCAACAGCAAUGCCAACAGCAGCAAUGUCAGUGCCACCUGUCGGUGCUCCCCUGCCGCAGCUGCCCUUCUACAACACCAUCUAUGGCAAAUUGCAGGAGCCGCCAGUGAUGCCGGCCAUUGCAUCGUUAGUGUCCUCGCCGCUGGCCAAAAUGAGCAGCAGCAGCAGCAUCCCUAGUUUGGCCGAGUACUUGGAAGCAACCAAAUCGAAGGCGGCGGCGGCCGCAGCAGCUGCAGCAACAGCUCAAACAGUCGUUGCUGUUCCACCAACAGCCGCAGCCGCUACAGCAUCAAUUGCCAUGACAGCUAACAAUGGGCUGGCUACAGCAGUGGAGAGCAUGCCGCCGCCAUCGACAACGCCGCUCAAGCUCUACACGCGCACUGCCAGCCAUGAUCCCCGCUUAAAUCCCAUGCUGACUGUGCCGGAGCCAGCGCCGAUGCCGAAACGCAAGCUGUCGAUUAGCGAAUAUCGCAUGCGGCAUCGCCCCUCGGUCGACACUGCGCCCACAACUCCGACGACGCCGACAACGCCAACGGAGCGCUGCUUUGCCAAGCCGCAGACCAUUAACAAAUGCUCGCUGCAGUCGCCAGAACGCUACCAGGCGAUGCGUGAUCGACGCAAUUCCAUCAGCGUCCAUCAGAAUCAGAACAACGGCAGCAGCAGCAGCGGCGGCGACAAGAAUCAUCUCUACCAGCAACAGCAGCAGCAACAGCAAUCCUCCUCGGCGCUCAAGGGCAACCCGAAGAACUCUGUGGUGAAUUCAGCAGCGGCAACGCUGAGCACGGUCAACAGCAUCCUGAGCACUGCUCACAAGCUGCACAUGUUCGAUGACAAGCCCAAGGGUGGUCACUUCAAUGCGGCACCCACGUUGCUGGAGCAGCAGCAGGAGAAGAUGAGUGAACGCUCGCGUUGUCUGCAGCGCACAAUUUCCUGUGAUUCGCGUGUCAUUGAGCGCCUGGGCGCCGGUGCAACAGCUGGUGGCAGUGCCAGCCUAGUGGACAAAGUGACUGGAGCGAGUGCCAGGCGUGAUGCAACAUAGAGGCUAUGAACAGGCAUUAAAUCAAAAGCAGCAGAUGAAAGCAGCAGAUCCUUCGGAUAAACCGAAAAUCUAACCUCAACUCGAAAUAGCAAUCAAAAUCUGGAUAUUGAAAACAAUCGCUGGCGUAUCAAAUGAUAUAUAUAAAUCUAUAUAUGUAAAUCAUAUAUAUGCUACGCGGCUCUCCUUAUUUAAACAAAUGUACAGCAAAUCCGGACAUAGAAAUACAAAGGCACUCACAGAGAAAUUGAAACUUUAUUAUUUGUGUUGUAAACGCUAUAACUCGCUAUAAUUAAUACUACUUAAAAAUAUAUAUAUAUAAAUAAAUUAUUUAUAUAUAUAUUUAUUUAUAUAAAUAUGUAAUCGCUUUGAGUUCGGGAGAAGAAACGAUGACAAGAAUAUAGUGAAGAGCCUUCUGCUAAGCUAAUUAGCAGUUCAACUGGUCGCGUUUUUUCGCAACAAUCGAUCAACUUAUCUAAUUCUACUCCAUAAAUAUGUAUCUUUAUAAUGUAGUAUAUAUAUAAAUACUAUAUGUAGCGCUAUAGACGUAUAUAAAACUUAGAUAUACAAAAGAAUCACACACAAACAAACUACAACUAAUUGAAAAGUUUAUCAAGCUGUAAGCAUUAGAUUUCCUUUUGUUUUUAAAAUAAUUAACUGCAUAAUGUAUUAAUAUUACUUUAUACCUUAGCACUUUUAGUUGCGUAGAGCUUCGAGAAUUUUUACAUUUAUUUAAACUUAUUGAAAUAUGCAAACAAAAACUAAAGCAACAACAAAAUAUGAUUAUUGUUUUCACUUAAUUUUUUUUCGUAGUCGUAAUUAAAGAUUAUAUGAGAAUAAUAACAGAUUUAAUAAAGAAAAGAAAGAAUUGAUAACAACAUAACCAGGCUUAAAACGCAAGCAAUACUAUAAACCAAAAUAAAUGGAACUAAACUGUAAAUAGGAAUUUUGCCAGAGUAAAGAGCGAAUCGCAUAUUGUUGAAUAACUGUAUAUAGAAUCCAGAGUAAAUAAAAUUAAUCCGUUUCAGCACGAAACAACAAUGCUAAUUUAGUACG
This is a messenger RNA of Drosophila mojavensis, 12418 nucleotides long. It is a transcript of the gene upSET, whose product is annotated as protein split ends. The coding region runs from base 1283 to 11365 and encodes 3360 amino acids. The transcript has 8 exons. Gene Ontology annotation, molecular function: protein binding. Lineage: Eukaryota; Metazoa; Arthropoda; Insecta; Diptera; Drosophilidae. The record is from RefSeq and is a predicted model, not a curated record.